Messenger RNA from Chenopodium quinoa (quinoa), 2255 nucleotides. Its product is annotated as (+)-menthofuran synthase-like. The transcript has 2 exons. The record is from RefSeq and is a predicted model, not a curated record. NCBI's taxonomy places the organism in Eukaryota, Viridiplantae, Streptophyta, Magnoliopsida, Caryophyllales, Amaranthaceae. Bases 109 to 1662 code for a protein of 517 amino acids. Gene Ontology annotation, molecular function: iron ion binding; monooxygenase activity; oxidoreductase activity, acting on paired donors, with incorporation or reduction of molecular oxygen.
UAGCCCUUGAUAAACAAUGGAUUUUAGUACACAAGCUCUCUCACAUUCUAGAAAAUUAGAGAAAAUAGCUCUAUCACAAUUCACAAGUGAAGCAAAAACAUAGAGAAAAUGUCUAAUAUCAAGCAAUUGCUAGAGUCUCAAAUAAACUUGUUCUUUUUGCACCCUUUCACAGCCUUACCAUUCUUAUUCUUCUUCAUCUUCUCCAUUUACAAACUCCUCUUUAACCACAAAACCCGAAAUCACCUACCGCCUUCUCCAUCAAAACUUCCAAUCAUAGGAAACUUGCAUCAAAUUGACAAGAAACUACCACACCGAUCAUUGCAUAGUUUAGCCAAACAACAUGGAGAUCUCAUGUUACUCUACUUUGGCAGAAAACCAGUCCUUGUAGUCUCAUCCGCGGAGGCAGCAUGCAAGGUUAUGAAAUCACAUGACACCAUUUUCGCAAACAGACCAAUUCUAAGCAUGUUCAAAAGGCUUCUUUACGACUGUAGAGAUGUUGCAACAGCACCUUAUGGUGACUAUUGGAGACGAAUGAGAAGCAUAUGUGUCAACCAACUUCUAAGCUACAACAGGGUCCAGGCAUUCCAUAAUGUCAGAGAAGAAGAAAUAGCACAAAUCGUGGAAGAGAUUAGAAGUUCAUCACCGUCAAAAGCAGUAAACUUAAGUAAGAUGCUUUCCAAUUUUUCAACUGAUGUUAUAUGCAGGGCAGCCUUUGGGAUGAAGUUCAAUGGACAAAGAGACGGAAUCGAUUUCAAGGAGUUGCAUGAAAAGCACGAAGAACUCAUAGGCAGCAUUAACAUAGGUGAUUUUAUCCCUUGGCUAGGAUGGAUUAAUCACGUGAAUGGUGUGGAGAAGGAUGUUAAGCGAGUUUCAAGAAAUAUGGAUAGCUUUCUUGAAAGUUUAGUCCAAGAGCAUAAAUUAAAGGGCAUAAAUGAAGGGGAAAAAUCAGAAAACAAACAAGAUUUUGUAGAUGUUUUACUAGAGCUGCAACAAGAUCAUUCAGCCGAAAUGAGCCUUGACAAGGAUAGCAUCAAAGGCAUUAUAUUGGACAUGUUUGUAGCUGGGUCUACAACAACUUAUGCAACACUAGAAUGGGUCAUGUCUGAACUUUUAAGAAAUCCAACAAUCAUGGAAUCUCUACAGAAAGAAGUGAGGGAAAUAACCAGAGAUAAAGCAAACAUAACAGAGAAUGAUCUUGAGAAAAUGGAGUACCUGAAAGCAGUAAUCAAGGAGACAUUUAGGCUACAUCCUCCAGUUCCCUUGUUGUUGCCUCGCAUUUCGUCUCGAGAAACACAGCUCAAUGGCUAUGACAUACCUGCUAAAACACAAGUCAUUAUCAAUGCAUGGACAAUCCAUAGAGACCCAAGUUUUUGGAAAGAACCUGAACGAUUUAAUCCCGAGAGGUUUCUGAAUUCUUCCAUAGACUUUAAGGGGCAGCACUUCAACUUGAUUCCAUUUGGAUCAGGAAGGAGGGGGUGCCCAGGGAUAUAUUUUGGCACCGCGAACUUAGAGCUUGUGUUAGCAAACUUCAUGCAGAAGUUUGAUUGGGCAUUGCCAGAAGGAGCUCAAGGAAAGAAUUUGGACAUGGAGGAACACCCUGGAGUUACAAUUCACAGGGAGACUCCUCUUCGCGCCAUUGCAACUCCCCGUUUUACCUGGUGAAUAAUCAAAGCAUCAACAUAUACCAACAACUCUUAUCUGCAUCAAUCCUAGUCACCCCUGAAUAAUGCUUUAAUUUCUUUGUUUAUUAGAAUCGUAAGCCAACCUGCAGUAACAUUAUAACCACCAGUCCACCAGUUUGUUUCUUAUUUUUGAUCCAUUGUGUCUUAUUUAACCUUAGUGCAUUUUCUUUAAAAUUCAAGUAUUUUUAGCUCAGAGAUGGAAAAAAAAAAUUAUAUACACCCAGGUGCAAAAAAAUCCAAGGGUCAUUUCUGCUCAUUUUUAUAUUUUUGCUCAUUUUAAAAUCUUAAAAUAAGCAACAAAAUAUCAAAUAAUUAAAAAAUCACCCUUGGGUGCACCUACCUUUUUAUGGAAGCCCAGAAAUGUCUUAGGAAGUUAUUUGCCUCACCUGCACCCUGCGCCUAAAUACUUUUCAUGAAAUGGAUUUUCUGAUUACACCCCCUGUACUGUACUCAUACUAAGAGAAUCCAAAGGAUACAUUACUUUUGAAGUUGACAUCCCUGUAAAAUCACAUAUUUUCAUCAAUAUUUGAUCCAUAAGACAUUCGAUCCUGAAAUAACUCACAGAAGCACAAU